AUGGACGUCGUCACGGCUGCCUCGGGGUAUAUCUCCAAGAUGGUCACCGUGGGCGAGUCGACCGCCUCCAAGAUGAAGAUCCUCCUGUUGGAUAGUGAGACGGUCCCCAUUGUCUCAACCGCCAUCACGCAGUCUGCCCUCCUCAAUCACGAGGUCUACCUGAUCGAUCGCCUGGACAAUGCCGCGCGCGAGAAGAUGCGCCACUUGCGAUGCAUAUGCUUCGUGCGCCCCUCCCCGACCUCCAUACAGUUCCUGAUCGACGAGCUGCGCGAACCUAAAUACGGCGAAUAUUACAUCUAUUUAAGCAACAUCAUCCGCAAAUCCGCCCUGGAGAGGCUGGCAGAAGCGGAUAGCCAUGAAGUGGUACAGUCGGUACAGGAGCAGUUCGCCGACUUCCUCGUCACAAACCCCGAUCUCUGUUCGUUGGGCAUGGGUUUCCCCUUACAGCGCAUCUGGAGCCACUCGCCCGAUCUGUGGAACCCGGACUCGCUACAGAGAGCGACAGAAGGCACGCUGGCGCUGCUUCUCGCGUUGAAGAAGAACCCGCUGAUCCGAUACGAGAAGAACAGUCUGUUAGCUCGGAAACUAGCUACGGAGGUCCGAUACCACAUCACACAAGAGGAGCAGCUGUUUAAUUUCCGCCGGACGGAUACCCCGCCUAUCCUCCUCGUGCUCGACCGCCGCGACGAUCCCAUCACCCCACUGCUCACCCAAUGGACAUAUCAGGCCAUGGUGCAUGAAAUGCUUGGCAUCAACAAUGGUCGCGUCGAUCUGCAGGAUGUCCCUGAGAUCCGGCCGGAGCUGAAGGAGAUCGUCUUGGCCCAGGAUCAAGAUCCGUUCUUCAAGAAGAACAUGUAUCAGAACUUCGGCGACCUGGGUCAAAAUAUCAAAGAAUAUGUGGAGCAGUAUCAAACAAAAACGCAGAGCACGGCCAAUAUCGAAUCUAUCACCGAUAUGAAACGCUUUGUGGAGGAUUAUCCGGAGUUCCGGAAACUCGCCGGCAACGUGAGCAAGCAUGUCACUCUGGUGGGCGAGUUGAGUCGACGGGUCGGCGAAGACAACCUGCUCGACGUGAGUGAAUUGGAACAAAGUCUCGCGUGUAAUGACAACCACACCAAUGACCUCAAGUCCCUCCAACGAAUUAUCGGACUACCAAAUGUACCUGCAGACAACAAGCUGCGCUUGGUAGCCCUCUACGCCCUUCGUUAUGAGAAACAUCCCAAUAAUGCCCUACCCAUCCUCCUCGACCUCCUCGUGACAGCAGGCGAGGUCCCCUCCAACCGCGUCAACCUCAUCUCCAAGCUCCUUGCAUACCAUCACUCUCUCCAAGCCCCUCCUGUCGCGGGUGGGUUCUCCGACCUCUUCGAAUCAACAUCCUUUUUCUCUGGUGCACGAGACCGUUUCAAGGGUCUCAAAGGCGUCGAAAAUGUUUAUACCCAACACUCCCCUCGGUUAGAAGUGACCCUUCAGAAUCUCAUCAAGGGUCGCUUGAAAGAACUCCAAUAUCCCUUCUUGGAGGGCAGCGGUCACACGCGUGAUAAGCCGCAGGACAUCAUUAUCUUCAUGGUCGGCGGUGUUACCUACGAGGAGGCGAAGAUGGUGGCGCAGGUCAAUGCUAGCUCUCCAGGCAUUCGGGUCGUCCUCAGUGGAACAUCCAUUCACAACAGUACUACAUUCCUGGAGGAGGUUGACGAUGCGGUGGGCAGCUGGCCGGAACCAGGACCCACGACAGCUGCAGGACGGCUGCGACGGGAAGUUGGUCGCUAA
This is a messenger RNA of Penicillium brevicompactum, 1767 nucleotides long. Its product is annotated as Sec1 family protein. Lineage: Eukaryota; Fungi; Ascomycota; Eurotiomycetes; Eurotiales; Aspergillaceae. Gene Ontology annotation, cellular component: Golgi membrane. The record is from RefSeq and is a predicted model, not a curated record. The coding region runs from base 1 to 1767 and encodes 588 amino acids. Gene Ontology annotation, biological process: intracellular protein transport; vesicle-mediated transport. The transcript has 3 exons.